Glycine soja is the source of this 650-nucleotide messenger RNA. RefSeq names its product sec-independent protein translocase protein TATA, chloroplastic-like. The record is from RefSeq and is a predicted model, not a curated record. NCBI's taxonomy places the organism in Eukaryota, Viridiplantae, Streptophyta, Magnoliopsida, Fabales, Fabaceae. Bases 70 to 501 code for a protein of 143 amino acids. Gene Ontology annotation, cellular component: membrane. Gene Ontology annotation, biological process: protein transport by the Tat complex. The transcript has 2 exons.
GGUGUUAGGUUAUAAAAAAUAAAAAAAAUCUAAAAAAUCUUAGCCACAGAGGCAGAGGCAGAGGAGGAGAUGGAGACGAUGAUGAUGAUGAGCUGCGUUUCGAUUUCGAGUUCAGUGACAAGAGGCGCUAUUAGCGUGGGUUCCUCUUCAUCUUUGUGUUUCGGCACACCCAAGUUGUUCAAUUCAGCAAGGGUUGCGGUAAAUGGUCGGCGAAGAAACAAAGGUUUGAGUUGCAACGCCAUGUUCGGUCUGGGGGUGCCCGAACUGGUCGUUAUUGCCGGCGUGGCCGCCCUGGUUUUUGGGCCCAAGAAAUUGCCUGAAGUCGGCCGUAGCAUCGGCAAGACUGUAAAGAGCUUCCAACAGGCUGCAAAGGAGUUUGAGUCGGAGCUUAAGAAGGAACCUGAUUCCACCCAGGGGGACUCAUCCGAGAAACCUAUUGUUACAGUCACUGAGCAGCAGCAGGAGGACAAUGAGGUGUCUACUUCUAAGGAGACUGUAUGAUAUUUUCUCCAUGAAAUAAACUAUUCUGUUAGUUUAGUAUUUUUGGCUGUCUGAGAUUUCGUUAUUUAAAUCAAGACCAAGCUUUCAAAUAAAAUAAAAAAUUAAUUGCUACUGCUGGUACUAGUGAAGAAAUUGAUCAUUUUUCUUCA